This is a messenger RNA of Geodia barretti, 1090 nucleotides long. The record is from the annotation of a GenBank genome assembly. NCBI's taxonomy places the organism in Eukaryota, Metazoa, Porifera, Demospongiae, Tetractinellida, Geodiidae.
CGUUGCAAGGAUACACGGCAAACUACUGCUCUACAGAUGUCGGAAGCCCCAGCGGUCGACGAGACGUUGGAAUCAGACGACGUGACGGAAAUUUUGGACGAGCUUGUUGAGGCGCAGAACCACUCCUACGUGCUCGGGCUCAAGCUACUGCCGCAAUACGAGGUGGAGGCUAUUCACUGCCGAUACCAGGAUCCCCUAGACCGUCUUCUGCACAUUCUUUUUGUCUUUACGAGGCAAAUCCAGCCCAGACCGACAUGGAGGGUCAUUGUGGAAGCUCUCAGGAGUCCUUCAGUCAACCUACCAGCACUAGCUGCGAGGGUGGAAGCGGUUCAUUUCCUUGACUCUACCGCAACACGUGAUGUGGUACCUAAGACUACUGGUGCCCCAGAGAUCGACGAGAUGUUUAAAUCAGACGACGUCUCGGACAUUUUGUAUGAGCUUGUGGAGGCACAGAAUCACUCCUACGUGCUCGGGCUCAAGCUACUGCCGCAACACGAGGUGGAGGCGAUUCACCGCCAAUACCAGGAUCCCAAAGAGCGUCUUCUGCACAUUCUUCUUUUCUUUACGAGGCAAAUCCAGCCCAGACCGACAUGGAGGGUCAUUGUGGAAGCUCUCAGGAGUCAUUCAGUCAACCUACCACGUCUAGCUGCGAGGGUGGAAGCAGCUCAUUUCCCUGACUCUACCGCAACACGUGACGUGGUACCUGAGACUACUACUGAGUCUGCAGUCAACACUACUGCUGCUGAUGAAGAUGAGGUCAAACCAAAGCCGUUUUCUCAUCUGAACCCUGCUAAUAGUAAGAAUAAUUAUACCUUGGUUAACCCUCGGCGCGCGCGCAUGCGCAGCGAAGGUCGACGCUUAUUCUGGCACUACAGGCUAUGAGGCGGCCUAUUAGCGAUACCAGCGGCUUAAGAACUACGCGAGCCUGAAAAUUGAAAGGGUGAUUCUCCUAAAACGACUGCGUUCGAGAGAUAUGCCGUGAAAAUGAAAAGCACUAAAGUGCAAACCCUCGGCGAACUGCACAUGUGCGGUACCACUAAUUGAUGGGCUGGGUUUUUUAUGCCUUUACUCGUGGUAUCCCGCUAGUAGC